This is a messenger RNA of Fusarium sp. VM40, 1254 nucleotides long. NCBI's taxonomy places the organism in Eukaryota, Fungi, Ascomycota, Sordariomycetes, Hypocreales, Nectriaceae. The record is from the annotation of a GenBank genome assembly.
AUGCCUCACAUCCCCUCUUCAGCUGAAGCUGACAAUCCAGGCGAUGCGCCUGAGUUGGUCUUCCCCCCCGUCACCAAAGACCAAAUUCAAAACUGCUCUUAUGACUCUUGGUUUCCUAAGUACAGAACGUCUUGUCUCAAGUCUCGGAUAAUUCCUCUACCCUCGUCAUUUGUCGAGUAUCUUAAAGAGGAUGGUAUAGUUCUGGCGGAUGAUGAUGAGCACCAAGACGAACCCGAUGAUGAGUGGCAUGCAUCGUCCAACACUUCUGCCAGGCCACAAGCUAGAGAUCCCGAGUCCUCGGACGACGAGGAAGAUGAACCAGAGAGGCUGCCACCAAACCAGAGGUUCCCAGAGACACACAAUCUCAUCAAGGAGAAGAUGGCAGAAUUAGGUGGUUCAGUUGCGCCAAAGCUGAACUGGUCAUCGCCAAAGGAUGCAAAAUGGAUCUCGCCUCAUCAAAAUACACUCAAGUGUACGACUCCCAACGAUAUCUACCUUCUUCUCAAGUCAUCUUCUUUCGUUUCCCACGAUCUUGACCAUGCCUUUGAUGAUUGCACUUCGGCGCCUCCUUCUCGACCUUACGCCCCUGUUCUCGUCCUGAGACCGUUCUUCAGUCCUCAGGUUUCCCUCGAAUUCCGAUGUUUCGUCAAGCAUCGGACUCUUAUUGGAGUCACCCAACGGGAUCUCAACCACUAUGGUUUCCUGGAACAGAUUCGACCUCAGCUAUGGCACAAGAUCAAGACCUUCUUCCAUGAGAAACUGAGACUCACAUUUCCUGACGCUAGCUUCGUUUUUGACGUUUACGUCCCAGAGAGCUCAUUCGAGAAGGAUGGACUUGGAAAGGUAAGGUUGAUGGACAUCAACCCUUGGGCAACCCGUACAGACAGUCUCCUUUUCGGUUGGCAAGAGCUUGUUGACAUGGAGGUUCCGAAGCCUCUCUACGGAACAUCGAGCAACGAGGCAGGUCCAGAUGUUAGCGGUGAUGACACUGUCACUGAGGGCGAGGAUGAUGACGAUGAAAUCGAAUACCAACCUGAUUCUUUCCCCGAGUUCAGAAUUAUAGAAAAGGAUGAUCCGGCUGCGUACAACUUCAGCAGUCCACAAUACUCGGCGCACAAGCUGCCAAAGGAGGUUGUGGAUGCUAGCAUGGGUGGCCAGGGAGGGUUGAUGGAGUUUGCAAUGCAGUGGAAAGAGCUUACGGAGGGUAGGGGAGAUGGAAUCUGGGAACAGGCUGCUGCUGGGGCUGGACGAUAG